AUGUCAAAACUGCAAAAUGGCGUUGUGCGUACAAGUUUAGUGUGUUAAUUUUUUCCAGUUUUCAGAUGAUUUUCCGUUUGAAUCGAAUUAAAUGGCCACGUCUUCAUUUUAGGACAGUUACGUUAUAGUGCACUGACGACGCCAGGGCAUUGAAUCUCACUAAAGAUGUCGGACCAGGGGGAUGUGCUGCAGCCUAGCAGCCCCGCCGAAAAGGACAGGGCGCCAUCGAGGGUGCCGUUGUCCGAGGCCGAGAUGACCAGUCUGACCUCUGCGGAGUGGGUGAACCGCUGGAGGCAGCAGGAAUCGUUCGUGACGUCUCUCGAACGCAAACUGGCCCAACAGGAAGGCGAACUGACGGAUCUACGCCAGGCCAACGACAGAAUGAGGCUGCAGCUAACUGAUUCUCAGCAACGUGAGAAAGUGCUGGUCCGCAGGCUCACGGCCAAGGAACAGGAGACUCAAGAUUAUGUGUGUCAACUGAACGAACUGAAAAGCGCUCAGGCACCAACCGCAUCGAGUUUAAGAUCCGCACUGUUGGAUCCGGCAGUGAACAGUUUGUUGCAACAGAUGAGGACAGAAUUGCAAGCCACCAGGCUAAAAUUGGAGGACACACAAAACGAAUUGGCCGCGUGGAAAUUCACGCCCGACAGUAACACCGGCAAACGGCUCAUGGCCAAGUGCCGACUCCUGUACCAGGAGAACGAGGAGCUGGGUAAGGUGACCAGUUCUGGACGGAUAGCGAAGCUGGAAAGCGAUCUCGCGCUGCAGAAGAGCUUCUCGGAGGAAGUGAGGCAGUCGCAGAACGAGUUGGACAGUUUUCUUGCCGAUCUGGAUGAGGAUGUGGAGGGCAUGCAGAGCACCAUACUGUUCCUGCAGCAGGAGCUGAAAAAGGCGAAGGAUGCGACUCAGUCGUUGCAGAAGGAGAACAGUGCCCUGAAGACGGCGAAUGGGACGGCGGCUAGUAAUGGACCGCCGAGGGCCAAUGGUGACAGUGCGGUGUGUGAACAGCAGCAACGGACCGGCGAUUCGGACUCGGAGGGCGAGCGGACUCGUGUGAAGCGCGUCAGGCGGUCGUCGGUUCUUAGUAUCGACUAUAACGAAGACGAUACGCUGGUAAUCAACACGAACGGCGACGUAGCCAUGUCCUCGGACCCGGAAUAGUGGCGGUUUUACCCUUAUCGCUUGAUCGGAUAGUGUGCGAUCGUCUCUCUCUAUCUCUAUUCUUAAUUCAUCUCUUUAUCUUUACAUUUGUAUCGGAUUGACAACUCUUAUUUGGAUUGUUACGUGUACUUUCCUAAUUACCAUGCUGCAUAUAUGUAUGGUUUUGUCCAGUAAUUAUGGUAUUUUUGAAUUCGUUAUUACAGGAGCCUAAAUGUAACUUGUCGAAUACCAUUUAGAGAGAAUAUCCUCAUUUUAUAUAAAAUAUUCUGUAAAUAGAUAGUUAUUGAAUCACAAAAUGAAGGUAUCGUUGAUUUUUAAAUAUAUUCUAUACGUUGUAGAGUUAAACUAUAUCAAAAACCCUCGACAAAUUGCAUUAGGUCACUGUAAUUGAAAUUUUCUGUGAUUUUUAUGCCAUUAUUUUGAAGAUUUACAAAAAUAGAGAGAGACUCAAUUGAUGAUAGUGAGUGAUGGCCACACAAAAAAUAAACUGGUAUGAAAAAUUUAUCACUAAAAAAUAAACUGAUGAACAGUAUAUGAAAAAUUGUACAUAAAAUUUAGCCGUUUGUGGUUUGUUCAAGAAAACUUUUGUGCUAUACUAUUUUAGGCCAUACCAGUGAAGUUGAUCACAGAGGAUGUGUUUCUCACAGCGUUUUAGUAUCUUUUUACUAUAAAUUGAAUUAUGUUGUUAUUUAAAAUAAUUAACCAUGAUCUACAGUUUUAUAUUGUUAAUUUCUUGUAACCAUUUUUAAGCAAUUAUGUACAGAGUCUCAGAAUAAAAUGUGAAGUUUAUUAAUUAUUAUUAGGGUUUUUAUGUAUGAAGAUAAUGUAUAUAAUUUUUAAAUUCACUUUUUGUUCUGAAUAUUGUCAAUUACAAUUAAUAAUAUUUUAUAAAAUUUGUACAAAAUAAUUAAAUUAUUUUCCAAUUUUUAAUAUUGAAAAUAUACUGAAUUUAUAAUAUUUUGAAAUGUUAUGUUGAGUUUGGUUAAUUAUUAUAUUAUCCUUAAUAAAACGUCCAGGCAAAUAUAUCGAAUUUUUUAAACGUGAGAGAUGGAUUUCCCAAAAGAGUAUCUUAAGGACAAUUGUGUAUAGAACAAAAGUACUAGGAUUGUUGAUUUCAUACUCAAACAAUUUCCUGUAUAGUCUGGUACAGGUUCUAUAGCUGCAGAGCAGCAUUUCAAACAUUGAGACAACGUUAUGGAAUAAAUAAAGCAGUUCUGCUGUAUUAUUCCGUCACAAUGGCGACAUUACUUCUUUUGUAUAAAAUUUUUUAGUUGUUAAACUUCAAAGUCACAUUGUUUUAAAAAGCUGUAUAAUUUUUUAACGUUUUUAUGUUGAAAUUGUAUAAAUCAUACAAAACAUAAUAUAUAAUGAGCGAUUUAAA
Aethina tumida (small hive beetle) is the source of this 2542-nucleotide messenger RNA. It is a transcript of the gene fl(2)d, whose product is annotated as pre-mRNA-splicing regulator female-lethal(2)D. Gene Ontology annotation, biological process: regulation of alternative mRNA splicing, via spliceosome. Lineage: Eukaryota; Metazoa; Arthropoda; Insecta; Coleoptera; Nitidulidae. The coding region runs from base 166 to 1161 and encodes 331 amino acids. The transcript is spliced from 4 exons. Gene Ontology annotation, cellular component: nucleus. The record is from RefSeq and is a predicted model, not a curated record.